AUAUCUGACAGUAAAUGACAGAUUUUAAGCUCAAUGUGUGCGAUAUUUGAGGCGCGUGUUUUUAUUUUAAAGUUUUAUUAUUUUUAUUUUACAAUUUGACAUAAAUAGUUUGGGAAACGAUCUGAAACAAAAAUGCCGAAAGUUAAAGCAGAGAAGAAGACUAGAAUACAUAAUGAAAUUGCAAAACAAGGUAUUCAAUUCAACAAGGAUUUUGGUCAACAUAUUCUCAAAAAUCCUCUGAUUAUCACAUCAAUGCUAGAUAAAUCUGGCUUGAGGCCUACAGAUGUUGCUCUUGAGAUUGGUCCUGGUACUGGAAACAUGACGGUCAAAUUACUUGAUAGAGUCAAGAAAGUAGUUGCUUGUGAAAUAGAUACAAGGUUGGUGGCUGAGCUUCAGAAACGUGUCCAAGGAACUCCUUACCAAGCAAAACUCCAGAUCCUUGUUGGAGAUGUACUCAAAACAGAACUCCCUUUUUUUGACAUAUGUGUUGCCAAUGUACCCUACCAGAUCAGUUCACCUCUAGUCUUUAAACUACUGUUACACAGACCCUUCUUCAGAUGUGCUGUCCUUAUGUUCCAAAAAGAGUUUGCACAAAGGCUUGUGGCUAAACCUGGGGAUAAGUUAUACUGUAGGUUGUCUAUAAAUACCCAGCUACUGGCUAGAGUUGACAUGUUGAUGAAGGUGGGUAAAAAUAACUUCAGGCCACCACCGAAAGUGGAGUCCAGCGUGGUAAGGAUUGAACCCAGAAACCCACCUCCACCUAUAAACUUUGUGGAAUGGGAUGGACUAACAAGAAUUGCUUUUGUAAGGAAAAACAAAACAUUAUCAGCCGUCUUCAAACAUGGCACAACAAUGGCUGUGCUAGAAAAGAAUUACAGAGUACACUGCUCUUUACAUAAUAAGGAAAUACCCGAAGACUUUGACAUCAAAGAGAAAGUCCAGGAGAUAUUAGUAAAAUGUGAACAGGAUCAAGCAAGAGCAAGAAUGAUGGACAUUGAUGAUUUCAUGAAGUUAUUACAUGCUUUCAACUCUGAAGGCAUACAUUUUGCAUAGUCUAUUUAUACACAAAUAAAAUAUAUUAUUAAUAAAGGUUUUUUUAUUAAC
Trichoplusia ni (cabbage looper) is the source of this 1104-nucleotide messenger RNA. Its product is annotated as probable dimethyladenosine transferase. Gene Ontology annotation, molecular function: rRNA (adenine-N6,N6-)-dimethyltransferase activity. The coding region runs from base 133 to 1053 and encodes 306 amino acids. The record is from RefSeq and is a predicted model, not a curated record. Lineage: Eukaryota; Metazoa; Arthropoda; Insecta; Lepidoptera; Noctuidae. The transcript has 5 exons. Gene Ontology annotation, cellular component: mitochondrial matrix. Gene Ontology annotation, biological process: rRNA methylation.